UUUCCGGUGAAUGCGCCAAACCGAGCUACUGUUUACUGCUGAGAGAAAAAAAACAACAACGCUGCUUAAAGAUAAUUCCGUUUAACACUGUUGGAGAGUUAAACCUUCCGCCUCUGACAAAAAAACAAACAGGUCGUUUUCUGACCUGAGUAAAGGGCGUGUGUAUGUGUGUCUGAGAGUGUCUGCGUGCGUGUAUGUGUGCAUAAAGCCAUGGUGGAAUAUUACCAGAUAUUAGGAGUACCCAAAGAAGCCAGUCCGGAUGACAUCAAGAAAGCGUACAGGAAACUGGCCCUGAAGUGGCAUCCGGAUAAAAACCCCGACAACAAGGACGAGGCAGAGACGAGGUUUAAAGAAAUCUCCGAGGCGUAUGAAGUCCUUUCAGAUGCCAAUAAGCGGAGUGUGUACGAUCAGUAUGGUAAAGAAGGUCUGUCAGGCGGAGGAGCAGGACGCUACCAUAACGGUGACGCCUUCCAGGGUUUCACAUUCCGUAAUCCCGAAGACGUCUUCAGGGAUUUCUUCGGUGGUCGCGACCCUUUCGCUGAUUUCUUUGGAGACGAUCCAUUCGGAGACGAUUUCUUUGGCGGGGGUCGGCGGCAGCAGCAGCGCGGGAUGAGCAGAAGCCGGACAGGCGGCUCCUUCUUCUCUGGUGGAUUUGGAGGGUUCGGGGGUUUCGGCGGCUUCCCGUCUUUUGCACCAACGUUCACAUCGUUCGAUACAGGUUUCGGCUCUUAUGGUCACAUGGGGCAGAUGGGCGGAGGCGGAUUCACGGCCUUCUCUUCCAGCUCGUUCGGUGGCGGAGGAGGGGGCGGGGGCAGCGGGAUGGGGAACUUCCGCUCCGUGUCCACGUCCACCAAAUAUGUUAACGGCAGAAAAAUCACCACGAAAAGAAUCGUAGAGAACGGACAGGAGCGAGUGGAAGUCGAGGAAGACGGGCAGUUAAAAUCGCUAACUAUAAAUGGUAAGGAACAGCUGCUGCGACUGGAGCACAAGUAAGCACAGUUAGGACUAUAAACAUCCAUGUGCUUUUCCCCUCUUCUUAGCGUAACUAGACGACCAUUAUCAUACCAUUUCUUGUUAGCGUUUUUUGUUUUUUUAUUGUUAUUAUUAUUAUUAUUAUUAUUAAUAACGAAUUUCUUUGUUAAACUAUUUAUGAAGCUGAAUGUCAGUAUUUGGUACGGGGGUGCUAUUACUUUCUUUUAGGGACCAUGGUGUAAAGUUCUUUUUAUUUUUUUUCCUCUACACUCCGGAUGCACUUUGCUGUGUUGAACUUGAAUGCUAAUUGCUGUUUGUGUACUGCUUUUGAGCUAAAAAUGAUUAACAAACGAACCGAGAGAGAAAGAGAGGCACCGUGUGUUUAACAGGCAUGAGUUCACCUUUUUUAAUCUGACUCGAGUUAAUAAUCCUCAGUUUUCUUUAGAACCCUGUUAAUAAGCUCGUCUCGUUCUCAUCUCAUGUACACACUAGUAGAGUGUUGGACCAACUGUACUGAUAUGCAGUCUUAUUAUUAUUAUUAUUAUUAUUAUUAUUAUUGUUUUGUUUAAAUGAGUGUUUUCAUUAGUAUCUGUACACCAGCCAAUGAUGUUCUUAGUCUUAUUGUUGUCAUGGAAACGAGUCUAUAGGCUCGAGGUGUAAGUGAUACACUUAAUGAAUUUUGUGGACUUUGUACGCAAAUUUCAAAAAAAAUCAAUAAAUGUGAGUUUCAUCCUUUUUUGAGGAUGCGGCA
This is a messenger RNA of Clarias gariepinus (North African catfish), 1723 nucleotides long. RefSeq names its product DnaJ heat shock protein family (Hsp40) member B6a (gene dnajb6a). NCBI's taxonomy places the organism in Eukaryota, Metazoa, Chordata, Actinopteri, Siluriformes, Clariidae. Gene Ontology annotation, cellular component: cytosol; endoplasmic reticulum membrane. The transcript is spliced from 8 exons. The record is from RefSeq and is a predicted model, not a curated record. Bases 211 to 993 code for a protein of 260 amino acids. Gene Ontology annotation, molecular function: Hsp70 protein binding; ATPase activator activity. Gene Ontology annotation, biological process: protein refolding; positive regulation of proteasomal ubiquitin-dependent protein catabolic process.